This is a messenger RNA of Peromyscus leucopus (white-footed mouse), 6622 nucleotides long. RefSeq names its product cyclin T2 (gene Ccnt2). The transcript is spliced from 5 exons. Bases 2136 to 3917 code for a protein of 593 amino acids. The record is from RefSeq and is a predicted model, not a curated record. Gene Ontology annotation, cellular component: cyclin/CDK positive transcription elongation factor complex; nucleus. Gene Ontology annotation, biological process: positive regulation of DNA-templated transcription, elongation; regulation of transcription by RNA polymerase II. Gene Ontology annotation, molecular function: cyclin-dependent protein serine/threonine kinase activator activity. Lineage: Eukaryota; Metazoa; Chordata; Mammalia; Rodentia; Cricetidae.
UGGUUGCUUCUGUGUGAUAAUGGAGAAAACUAACAAAACAUAUCAUAUACCACUGUGGUUCCUAUGAAGCCACAUGUGAGCAGCAGCCCUUUGCAUUUGCUGUGGCUCUAGAACUCUUCCCACAGGUUGCCAGUGUUGCUCUGGUUCCCGUUUGGGUUGUUUGUGGGCACAUCACAGCCUCUAGGGACCACUUCUGUUCUUUUUCUCUUUUUGAAAAUAAGAUCCUGUGGUUUUGGUCUCUUACUUGCAGGACUUUUAAGGUUUAUUUUUUUAAAAAAAUGGAUAAUACUUUUAAAGACCUUGGGGUUUUUUGGUUUGGAAAGUGUGCGUGCGUGCGUGCGUGCGUGCGUGCGUGCGUGCGUGUGUGUGUGUGUGUGCAUUAGUAUUUAGCUCAAUAGUCUCAUUCAUUCUAAAUUGAAUUCGUUUUAUAUCUAGAUAGCAUUUUCUUUUACUAAUGGUAGCAUUGGAAAACAAGCCUAGAGUCUUCAUAACCAGCACCCUUGCUAACAGUAGAGUUCUAAGACUCUUAUUUAAUCCUAGGAUCACACAUUAUCAGUCAAUCACUUGUAAACCACAGUAUUUUAAUUAUGCUUCCUGUUCUUCACAAUCAUACAGAUAUAUUUUGUAGCACAUUCUCUUCCCUAGUUACAGGGUAGUACAAAAUUAAAUAGCUAACUUAACUAGUUGUAGAUGUUAAGAAAAGCUUGUAGGUUGAUCUCCCUGAAAACUUGAAAGAAUAAACUCGUCUUUGCAAAGUAGCACACCAUGUAAUUUGCUCUAAGUCAAGAGCCUAAUGAAGAAAGAUACUAGUGUGUGUUUAGCAAAGGUUUAUGUAUUGCCUUAGGAAAUAAGCUGUAUUUUAAAUUAACACUUCACAAAAACUACAGAUUUGAUGUUCUGCUAAAGUCUAUGUAGCAUGAACCUUGAAUAGAAUACAAAGUGUGCGUGCGUGCGUGCGUGCGUGCGUGCGUGCGUGCUCUCAUGGGUUGGUGCAGGGGUGGGGGAGAGCUCUAUCUGACUCAGCUUUGAGGUAGCUGAGCUUCUUCCCUUUAAAGAUGUUCUUUCAUCUUUAGUGUCUUUGUUUCUUUUGUUCUGUUAUGACUUUGAACUAACAAGAACAGUUGCCCUUCAUUCCUGUGUAUUGAAUUUAGAUACCGUCCUUAGGAGAUGUGAUGCCACAAUUGAAUGUUUUUAUUCUUCUAUGGGGUGCUUGUUUGUUUGGUGGUGGGUAGAUGUGAUUCAUGUAAAGCCCUCACCUCCCGCUCCAGAGGAGACAGUUGCUACUUUGCUGCAGAAUUGGCUGUUGUCAUUUUACAGGGAUCUUUCACUCUGAUCUCUCCUUCCCUCCCCACCAGGAAAGAAUGCCAUACUUAAGUCACCCUGCCUCCAAGACCUCUGGUGCUCUGACAGUCUUCCUUAGCACAGCUCUGCCAGACCCAGUCCCUUUUGUUAAACCUUCCCUUGAUGAUCACAUGGGGCAGCGGGGAUUACAGGUGCCAAGAGUGAAAACCAGGAGGGGAAAGAGUCUGGGGACUAGAGAGGAUGGGGUUCGGGGCUACCACGCUAGGUGAACAGUGAUUUUUGAACAGAAGGGGUGGGGGUGGGGCUGGUGAGGUCCUUCCUUUUUGGGGAGAAUAUGGGGUAGGAGAAGGGAAGGAAAACUAUUUAAUGUCUUAAGAAACUAGUUAAAAAUUCCUUUCCUGUUGGAGACCAGUGUAGGAAGCAUCCUUAUUCCCCCUAGAAUACUCCUCUUUCUAGGUAUUAUCUCUAGUUGGAGUUUGUAAGUUAAACAAGUGUAGUGGGGCUGCCUACAUUCUGUUCAUGUGUAAACAGCAUGUGCUCUGAGUGGGGGGUGGGGGCUGCUUUGUUCCAUUUUGAAGGAAAUUUAAGCCAGCCUAAAUAAUGAUGACAGGAUUAAGUUUGGCAGGCAACUCUUUGUAUUUUGUAUUAGACUUCAAAAAUCUUUUCUUCUUCUUCUUUUUGUUUUUUGUUUUUUGUUUUUUUUAAUCCAGGAGAAUGCUUUAUUUCAACUUUUAGCUGACUAGAUGCUUAACUUAGUAACAAGUUUAGCCUAGCUAAAAGCAAAUCGGCUUGUUUCUCAGAUCUAUGGGGGAUAGCAAGAAACAUUUGAGUGAAUGUUGUUGAAGAUUGUCAGUAGUAUAGAAAAUGAUGGCGCUCUUGUGAUAUUUGUAAGUACAAGCAAGGAUUUGGCACAGACAUCCUAUUUCAUGGCUACCAACAGUUUGCAUCUUACGACCUUCUGUCUCCAGUACAAACCCACGGUCAUAGCAUGUGUGUGCAUUCAUUUGGCUUGCAAAUGGUCCAAUUGGGAGAUCCCUGUGUCAACGGAUGGAAAGCACUGGUGGGAAUAUGUGGACCCUACGGUUACCCUAGAGCUGCUAGAUGAGCUAACACAUGAGUUUCUACAAAUAUUGGAGAAAACGCCUAGUAGGUUGAAGAGGAUUCGAAACUGGAGGGCUAUGGCUAAGAAACCAAAAGUAGAUGGACCAGCAUCAGAGACACCACUGCUCGGUCCAUCUCUGGUCCAGAAUUCCCUGUUAGUAGAUAGUGUCACUGGUGGGCCUGCCAACCCAAGUUUCCAGAAACCUUCAACAUCAACCUUCCCUGCUCCAGUACCUCUAAGUUCGGGAAGUACUUGUGUUCAGGACAGCCGUGCAUCUGAUAGUCUGUCGAUACUGGCAACAGGAAUGCCCAGUACCUCAUACAGUUUGUCCUCAUCACACCAGGAAUGGCCUCAGCAUCCAGAUUCAGCCAGGACAGACCCGGUAUACACUCAGAAACAGGAGUCCACUCUCUCUGGGAGCCAGUACCUCAGCUUCCAGCAGGGACCUUCAAUGACACUGCAUUCAGGAUUGCAUCACAGGCCGGACAAAGUUGCCGAGCCUCCAUCGGCUAAGCAAGAAUAUGCUCACAAAUCCGGGGGCAGCAAGCACCAUGGGCCCAUCCCUGCUGCUCCCGGAUUAGCACCUCAGAAAAUGUCUUUAGAUAAGUACAGAGAGAAGCGGAAGCUGGAAACCCUCGACCUGGACACAAGGGGUCAUUACAUAGCUGCCCAUGCAGAGCAGCAGCACAGACAUGGGCCAGCCCAGGCUGUCGCGGGCAGCUCUGUCACUUCUCCCAUUAAAAUGAAACUUGCCAUCGCCAACUCCGACAAACCUGAGAGAAGCAUGGCCGAGAAAAAGGAAAAGAGUGGAUCGCUGAAGUUACGCCUUCCCAUCCCACCGCCUGAUAAAGGUCCCAGUAAAGAAGAGCUGAAGAUGAAGAUCAAAGUGUCGUCCUCGGAAAGACACAGCUCUUCUGACGAAGGCAGCGGGAAGAGCAAGCACUCGAGCCCACACAUCAGCAGAGACCACAAGGAGAAGCACAAGGAGCACCUUGCCAAUCGCCACCACAGCAGCCACAAGCACUUGCACAUGCACGGUGGAGGAGGAGGUGGAGGAGGAGGCAGCGGUGUCGGCAGUGGCAGCGUUAAGCAUGCUGCUGAUGGGAUGCCACCCACUGUGCUGAGGAGUCCUGUAGGCCUGGGCCCAGAAGGCAUCUCCUCCAGCUCCAGUGCAAGGAAGAAGCUGCAUGUCAACGAUGCCUCCCACAACCACCACUCCAAAAUGAGCAAAAGUUCCAAAAGUUCAGGUAGUUCAUCUAGUUCUUCCUCUGUUAAGCAGUAUCUAUCCUCUCACAGCUCUGUUUUUAACCAUCCCUUACCCCCUCCUCCCCCUGUCACAUACCAGGUGGGCUACGGACAUCUCAGCACCCUCGUGAAACUGGACAAGAAACCAGUGGAGCCCCACGGUCCUGAGGCCAAUCACGAGUACAGUACAAGCAGCCAGCAUUUGGACUACAAAGACACAUUCGACAUGCUGGACUCGCUGCUAAGUGCCCAAGGAAUGAAUAUGUAAUCACUUGUUUAGGUCAACUCUUCCUUUCUUUUGAAUUUAAAAACGGUUGGAAUGGAAGCUUCCUCCUGAUCCAGCAGUGGGGCCACUGCUUCCGUGUUUGUAAGUGCUGCUUUAUUCUCCCCUCUGAAAAGAAGAGAUGAUAGGAAACGAGUCUGUCUCCACACACCAUAGUGUUACAGUCCUGUAAACGCAUGGAAGAUGCAGCUAAGAACAUUAGGAUGAAUGGCUGGCUGCUGCUAGGAGUCUAAGCUGCCUCAAGCUGUUGUUAUUUAUGAUUUGAAUACUGUAGCUGUUAUUUUUGUUGCUUGGCUUUGAAUGAGUGUCAACUGUUUCCUUUUGUGUAUUUAUACUUGUAUGUAUGGUUUGCAUGUCUCAGUGAUAAAGGGAUAAAACAGUAUACUGACAACUGUUUACAAGGAAGUGGAGAAAAAUGUACAUACAUUUUUGUAUGUGUAGAUAUUACCAUAAAUACUCAGGAUCGGAGCUGCUUGUAAGUAUAACAAUAUACAGAAUAACUUUAUUUUCUCUCGUCAGAGUCCAUCACUAAUCUAAAACACAAGUGGCACUUUUUUAUGUUAACCUUAAACUCUAGGCCUUACUGGAAGCCGCUGAGGGGACACUUCACUACUAGGCGGGGAUGCGGUGCCACAGGUGGCCCUUAACACUGGGAAGUGCUCAGUUUGCCUUCAGAGGUUCUGACCAGAUUGGCUGCAGAAUCAGCCCCUGAUUUCUGAAGGCUGAAGAGGAAAAAAAAAAUAAAGUUUACAUACACUUGAUGUGAAGUGCAUUUAAAUGUUUGUUGGCUUGUGCAGUGCUGGAGAAGAGCAGUUAAUAAUGGGGAUGAGGAUGACUGUGACUUAGCUCACAGGAACUCCCAGGGAAGAAUUGGUCCAUUUCUUCAAGAACUUUGACACUACCGAUUCUAGCAGUGAACAGGAAUCUCUUUUCCUUUAACGUUUGCAGUGACACCAUAGUCUUGAAUAUACUCUUCCCAUGGAGAGAGAGAGUGAAUGAGUAUGUGAAAGCGAGAGAGAUACCGUAUUUCUUUUUCAGGUAAAUGCAGUCUUCCUUAUACAAAUGAAAUGAAACCUCUGCUCUCUUGAUUCUUUUAUAUUCUAACAAUAAAUAAAAAGAACACAUUGCUGACUGUGCAUUGUACCUGUAUUUAUAGCUUAUGGUCAUUAUCAGGAAAAUGUAAGGAAAAAGGCCAGCCUCAGGCAAGACCCUGCUGGAGGUUUUACAUUUGUUUGCACAUCUCAGAAGGUUCUUUCUCAUCGAGGUGAUGCUGGCACUGUCCCCUGACGCCUGGUCAGGGGAUAGAUGGACUUGUCUACAUUUUGGUGUAAGCACCAAUAAUAUGGCUCUUGUCUCUUGCCCAAUCUUGAAUUUAUUUCUGUGGUAAGUCUUAGCUGUUGAGUCUCUUAAGAUGGGUCGGAUUCAACUUGUAUUGAAUCAUAGUUUUCCUCUGUAUAUGAACUGUUUUGUUAUAAAGCCACUGAUCUGUGCACAAUUGUAAUUUUAUUCAAGUAUGUUGUGGUUGUAAAUAUUAGAGUUGAGCCUUGUACUCUACUUUUAUUUAGCAAUUACCUAAUUUGCCAGUAGCUGUUUGUUUGUUUGUUUUUUAAAGAAAUUGUUGAUUAUUUUGUCAAUGUUAUUUGAACUUGGGAUGUCAGGAGCCUCUUUGUGGGAACUCAGCCUAGCAGGCUCAUCCUCACUCUGUUUUUUCUUGCAUCAGUAAUCUGUUACUAUGUGAUUUUGUUGUGGUGGUAUACUAUUGUAUCAUAAACAUGGUGAUUCUGAUGCAGCUACAGUUUUACUGUGGAACAUAUUCAAAGACUAGCAUAGAAUUAAACAGUGCGAGGCGAGGGAGGGAAGGGUUUUGUUCUUGGUGAUUUAGAUGUGAAACCUCGACAGAGCAUCAUGUGAACUGACAUGGGGUGGUCAUGCUACUGUAUCAUUGGGAGUGAUGCCAGGAAUUUUAAUCAGCUUUUGUAAAGAAUAUCCAGAAAAGUAGUAGUGAACUUAUUUUCAGUAUGACAUAGAAAACAAUGUGAAUAUUUAAGGUCUGGGACUAUAUAGUUAAACUUCACUAAGGAUUUUCAGAAAUGUGUUGGGGGUGUUUUUGUUUUUGUUUUUAAGAUAUGGGAAUAAAGGUAAUUUUGUUGAAUCUUAUUGGUGCUAAUGACGGACAGUUAAACAGAUAGUGUAUAUGCUGUGGAUCAGUACACUUAGUACUUCCAGAAUUGACUUUGAAAUGCUAUGUAUUCACUUUCCACUCUGUAAAUGUAAUUCUUUACAAUGACUAUUUAUUAAAAGGCAGUCAGUCAUGAUUUUUACAGGAUUGUGUGAACUAUUCAAACUCUGCAACCUCUGACCAAGAUGCUAAAACCACAAUGGGGAUAGUGUGUGAAUCCUCUUACGUUCCCUUUCCACUAAGGAAAACCCUCAUGAUUUAUAUCACCAUGAGUUUGCUUGAACCAUCUUGUUUGCAUAAAAUAGUUCAUCUGCAUGGUCCCAUUAGACUCUACCAAAGAAAAAAGACUCAGUGAAUGGACAUUCUAUUGUGAGUCUUGUAAGUAGCCAUAAAUAACCAAAAUAGUAUCAAACUUAGGCGUGAAUUUCACAUGUGCGAAGUACUGUUAAGGUGAUUCAUUUUUGAUGAGUUUUUUUAAUACUUGAAAAUAUUAAAAAGCAUUCUCUUUAAA